AUGGUGCACGUGGAGCCUAUCCGCAAGAAGGUGGACCUGGUGCCCAUCCGCAAGGGGAACCUGCGAGAAGCAGGCUUUGUGCUGGACCAUCCGGCUCCCGAAGUGGACCAUGGGCCCAGCAAAACUGGCAAUAAGGUGACGGUUGUGCUUGACAUUCCCCUUCACGAGCACGAAAACAACAAAUCUCACCUAACCGCUGAUUCUUCACUCCACCGGGUGGUCCAGGUUAUCGCGUUCUUCUCUGUGCGUCUGAAUAGAAACCACCGCCCUCCAACUGGACCAGUUCCAUCUGGCUAUGCUCGAUUCUACGUAUCGAUGUGGACCGAGCUCGCCAAUGCUGACAAGGUGUAUCCGGAAUUGCAAGAGAAAUUGAAGACGCUUGCACCUUCGAUCCCCCACGACCAAGCGCCGGAUUAUCCUCACUACUUCGAAGAGCAGGGGCUGCAUAUUGACGGCAGCAACAACUAG
Messenger RNA from Aspergillus steynii IBT 23096, 468 nucleotides. RefSeq lists its product as uncharacterized. Bases 1 to 468 code for a protein of 155 amino acids. Lineage: Eukaryota; Fungi; Ascomycota; Eurotiomycetes; Eurotiales; Aspergillaceae. The transcript has a single exon. The record is from RefSeq and is a predicted model, not a curated record.